Messenger RNA from Emiliania huxleyi CCMP1516, 561 nucleotides. RefSeq lists its product as hypothetical. The annotation marks the transcript as partial. The transcript has 2 exons. Lineage: Eukaryota; Haptophyta; Isochrysidales; Noelaerhabdaceae. Gene Ontology annotation, molecular function: hydroxymethylpyrimidine kinase activity; phosphomethylpyrimidine kinase activity. The record is from RefSeq and is a predicted model, not a curated record. Gene Ontology annotation, cellular component: cytosol. Gene Ontology annotation, biological process: thiamine biosynthetic process.
GCGCUCGACGAGCACGCCGUCGCGAUUCGGGUCAUCGACCCGGUCAUCGUCGCCGCGAGUGGCGACGCGGGGGCCCUGCUCGGCGUCGCGGCCCCCACGUCGGUCGAGGAGAUGCGCGCCGCCGCCGCCGCCCUGCUCGACCUCGGGCCGCAGGCGGUCCUCCUCAAGGGCGGGCGGCUGCCCGCGCCGGAGGCAGAGGCGGCGGAGGGCGGCGCGGCAGAGGCGGCGGAGGGGCGCGCGGCGGUCGGCAUGGUUGACGUCUACGCGGACGCGGAGUACGGAGUGGUGGAGCUGCGCUACCGGCGGGUGGCCACGAACAACACGCACGGCGCCGGUUGCACUCUCGCCGCGGCGGUGGCAGCCGAGCUCGCCAAGCAAGUGCACUCUGGGACGGGGCCGCUGCAGCCGCUCGAGGCGGUGCGGGCGGCGCGGGCCUACGUCGCGGAAGUGUUUGCGGCGUCCGCGGGCGGGAAGGUCGGCACUGGCCUCCGCGGGCCCCUGAACCACGCGCGCGCGCUAUGGAGAGGCGGCAGCGACGGUGCGGUGCACGACGAGCUUUAG